GGGAAAGGGAGCCUGCGCCGCAAUCUUUCCCGCCCGAAAGACCCGCCCCGCGGUGGGCCCCAGUCCCCGCCCGGCCCGCCGCGCUGCCGGCCCCUCCUCGCCGCCGCGGAGCUGGACCGCAGUUGUGCCCCGCCGACCAUGCGCCGCCUCCCGCGGGCCCUGCUGCUGCAGCUGCGCCUCGCCCUGCUGGUGGCCGCGGGGGCCCCGGAGGUGCUGGUCAGCGCGCCGCGGAGCCUGGUGUGGGGGCCCGGGCUGCAGGCGGCCGUCGUCCUUCCGGUCCGCUAUUUCUACCUGCAGGCGGUCAACUCGGAGGGCCAGAACCUCACUCGCUCUCCCCCAGGUAGUGUCCAGCCGCCGGCCUCCCUCGUCCCGCGGCCGGGUCCCCGCGCGUCUCCGCCUCCCGGGAGUCCGCCCGCGGCCUGCGUGGCGUCCCUCCCCGGCGUGUGUCGCCCCUUUUUGGGUCUGGUCAGCUCCUCUUCCCUCCUCCCGCCCGUACUCAAAGCGGGCAAAAAUCACCACGAAAGUUUGUGGAAUGAAUGAAUGAAUGAAUGAAGGGCCCUUCCGCAUUUAAUGUGCAGGGACUGAUGUUGCGAAUGGACGGCGCCCGGGCGUUACAAGGAGUGUGCCGUGAGUCACACGUUGGCUUCCAUCUCGGACUUACUUGUCUGAACUGUGAGGGAUUGCAGGGAGCGCUUUCCAGUGGUGAAACACCAUUCAAAGUAGUAGUCAAAUCUCUUUCACCUAAAGAGUUGGUCCGGAUACAUGUCCCUAAACCUUUGGACAGGAAUGAUGGAACAUUUUUGAUGAGAUAUAGGAUGUAUGAAACUGUCGAUGAAGGCCUGAAGAUAGAGGUCCUUUAUGGUGAUGAACAUGUGGCUCAGUCUCCCUAUAUUUUGAAAGGACCAGUGUACCAUGAGUACUGUGAGUGUCCGGAAGAUCCUCAGGCCUGGCAGAAAACUCUUUCUUGUCCAACCAAGGAACCACAGAUUGCAAAGGAUUUUGCUUCCUUUCCCAGCAUCAAUCUCCAGCAAAUGCUAAAAGAAGUCCCCAAAAGGUUUGGGGAUGAGAGAGGUGCCAUUGUUCAUUACACGAUUCUCAAUAACCAUGUUUACCGGAGAUCUUUAGGGAAAUACACAGACUUCAAGAUGUUCUCUGAUGAGAUUUUGUUAUCAUUGACAAGAAAGGUCCUUCUCCCAGAUUUGGAAUUUUAUGUUAAUCUUGGAGAUUGGCCCUUGGAGCAUCGAAAAGUCAAUGGAACCCCCAGCCCCAUACCUAUCAUUUCAUGGUGUGGCUCUCUGGAUUCAAGAGAUGUUGUCCUUCCAACGUAUGACAUCACCCACUCCAUGCUUGAAGCCAUGCGGGGUGUUACAAAUGAUCUCCUCUCUAUUCAGGGAAAUACAGGGCCUUCCUGGAUCAAUAAAACAGAGAGAGCUUUCUUCAGAGGUAGAGACAGCCGAGAGGAGAGGCUCCAGUUGGUACAGCUGUCCAAAGAAAAUCCUCAGCUACUAGAUGCAGGAAUUACAGGAUAUUUCUUUUUCCAAGAGAAAGAAAAGGAGCUUGGAAAAGCCAAGUUGAUGGGUUUCUUUGAUUUCUUUAAGUACAAGUAUCAAGUAAAUGUGGAUGGGACCGUGGCUGCUUACAGAUAUCCAUAUCUCAUGCUGGGCGACAGUCUGGUUUUAAAGCAGGACUCGCCAUAUUAUGAACAUUUCUACAUGGCACUAGAACCUUGGAAGCAUUAUGUUCCAAUUAAAAGAAAUCUGAGUGAUUUAUUAGAGAAAGUUAAAUGGGCUAAGGAAAAUGAUGAAGAAGCCAAGAAGAUUGCAAAAGAAGGACAGUUGAUGGCUAGGGACCUACUACAGCCACACAGGCUUUACUGCUACUAUUACCAAGUACUGCAGAAAUAUGCCGAGCGCCAGUCCAGCAAACCCGAAGUACGUGAUGGAAUGGAACUUGUUCCUCAGCCAGAAGAUAGCACAGCCAUCUGCCAGUGCCACAGGAAAAAGCCUUCAAGAGAAGAACUUUGAGUCAGCCCAGAAUCACACUCCUGUGUAUCCCGGCUACAUCUUUAAGGAAAGAUUGAAUCUAAGCUGUGAAGGACAGUAUAGAAGACUGCACCAAGUGGACUAGUUCUCCCGGUGGCUUUAUAUAUGUAGAUGGAUAUAGCAGUACUGGUUGAGUAUCCCUUAUCUGAAAUGCUUAGGACCAGGAGUGUUUCAGGCUUCAGAUUUUUUAAGAUUUGGGAAUAUUUGCAUGUACAUAAUGAGAUAUCUUGGGGAUGAGAUCCAAGUCUAAACACAAAAUUCAUUUAUAUUUUAUAUAUACCUUGUUCACAUACCCUGAAGGUAAUUUUAUAUAAUAUUUUUAAUAAUUUGUGCAUGAAACAAAGUUUGUAUACAUUGAACUGUCAGAAAGCAAAGGUGUCACUAUCUUAGCGACCCAAGUGGUGGUGUCAGCACUCAAAAAGUUUUGGAUUUUGGGGUAUUUCAGAUUUUAGAUUUUUGUAUGAGGAAUGUUCAACCUGUAUUUGAACAAGCAUUACCAAAUAUCAUUGAAUAUUGAUAUCUUUUGCGUAAAAACUGCUAUUAUCAGCAUCAUAGUUUCUUUAAAAAGAAAACUUGGGGAUCAUAGCCGAUAGAGAGACUUGCUAAAAUAUAAAUCAGCCUCUGCAAAACUGUUUACAUAUUUAUUGGUUUACAUAUGUUAUUGGUUUAUUUCUAUCCCCUGUUCACUUUUUCUCUUCCACUUCCAAUUAUGAAGAGAAAAUAUUUGUUCAGGGUUUUCCCCCCGCCCCCCGUCACUGCAUAAUUUCUCCUCUUACAAGCUGCUUUUGGCUUUCAUUAACAACAGCUUCCUUUUAGAAGGUCUGAUAAGGAUAUUUAAGGAAGAAGAGAAUGACUGUGUUAUUAAAGGUGGCAUGGAGACUGUGGAGGGAAUAUUUUUUAAAGCACUACUCAUAUCCUUUAAACUAAAUUUUGCUAAAGCCCGAGACAACAUUAAGGAGAAAUUGUACCUUAAGUUAGUAAUUCCAAAUCUAUCUGAGUUGUAUACCCAUCAAAGACAAUACAGUUAUUAACAUAGAUGAAGGUAUGCUAUAGGCAUCAUUCAUUAUCUCUAUAUUGAAUAGGUGAAAGAUAACUGUAGUCAGGUGAAAGGCGUUCAUUAUUUUUAAGCUGAAAAGGGGAUCCUUGAAAACACUGAAAACCUCUACAACAAUCUUCAGGAAGCCUGCUAUCUUGGGAUUCACUAAUAAUAGGCCAAGAACAAAGGCAAGCAUGCAUUCUUCACUCCACCACUUUUCUAUUUCAGUGGGUGUCGUUGCUAAGAUGAAGACUUUGGAAAUUUCCUCUCUCUUUUAGGACAGGGUCAGGAUUUAGGACUCAUAGCCUGAAAGCUCAUUACAUACUCCUUGUAACCAUCAGUCCAAGGUUCAGUUCACUAAAGUGCAUGUUCUAAAACAAGAGCUAUCCUCAUUCCAAAUUUUAAAAUAUGUACUCUGGCCGGUUGCAGUGGCUCACGCCUGUAAUCCCAGCAAUUUGGCAGGCCGAGGUGGGCGGAUCUUUUGAGGUCAGGAGUUUGAGACCAGCCUGGCCAACAUGGUGAAACCCCGUCUCUACUAAAAAUACAAAAAUUAGCCGGGCAUGGUGGCAUUUGCCUGUAAUCCCAGCUACUCGGGAGGCUGAGGCAGGAGAAUCACUUGAACCUGGGAGGCAGAGGUUGCAGUGAGCUGAGAUUACACCACUGCACUCCAGCCUGGGCGACAGAGUGAGACUCCAGCUCAAAAACUGAAAAUAAAAAUAAAAAUAUGUAUUCUCCUAACUGAAAUAUUUACUUAAUCUGGAAAACAAUGUAACUAUUUUUAAAGUGGUUACAUCUAUUCUUGCUGAAGAACAAAAAACAGAAUUUUUUGACUAAGCAUAACCAAAUUUCAGAACAGUCUAAUCAAUGCCAAGUAUCCAAGGCAAACUCUAAUACCCAUCCAUUGUGCAAAACCACAAGCACAUAAGUAUUAAAUAAGAGCAAGCUGUCCUGAGCCCAUACCUAAUGAAUUUGUGUCUUAAAUAUUGUACAUAGUGUUUGAGGCUUCUCAAAACUGGGAUUAUGGCAAGAAAGGUUGCCUGCCUCAUACCUUUCUGCCUCAAAUUCCAGGUGCUAAAGGCUAAUGGCAUUUUAAACGUCUUACAUUUUUAAAAAUUUAUAUUGCCUCUGCCAAACAGGCCUAAUAGUUAAAAGCAAGUUGAGACAAACCAGGCAGAUUCAGUGUGUGGAACAGGAAGGAUGUGCUUUAAAAAAAGGUGGAAUCCCUCAAAAAAUUCUAUAGGGAGACAGCAGCCUUAAUCUACAUAAUUCUUCAUCUCGCCAAUUCAGCCGCAGCCUUUAAAGAGUUAGUGUUAAUGGCUUUCUGAUUUGAAAACAAAAAUGCAUCUAUGUGGUUGAAAGUUUGGGAGGAGAUUCACCAAUAUCUGAGGAGAAGAUGGAGUGAAGGGAAUUUUUACUUUUUGCUUUAUACCUUUCUAUAAUAUUUAGAUUUUUUUUUACUGUAAGUAUGGAUCAAAUUGCAAAAUAAAGAAAAAUGCCAACCUUAGAAAAGACAAUAAAUGCACAAAAGAUAUAAAUAGGAACAGGAAAUAUUUAUAUUUUUUCCAUUUUGCUCUUUUUAAAUCUAUGUUUAGAACUUUAUAUCUUGGGACUUAUGUAUAUACAUACUUUUUAAAUAAAAUAAAUUUUCUAAAUAAAAA
This is a messenger RNA of Pan troglodytes (chimpanzee), 4736 nucleotides long. It is a transcript of the gene POGLUT3, whose product is annotated as protein O-glucosyltransferase 3. Gene Ontology annotation, molecular function: protein binding; glucosyltransferase activity. The coding region runs from base 549 to 2024 and encodes 491 amino acids. NCBI's taxonomy places the organism in Eukaryota, Metazoa, Chordata, Mammalia, Primates, Hominidae. The record is from RefSeq and is a predicted model, not a curated record. The transcript has 8 exons. Gene Ontology annotation, cellular component: endomembrane system.